Messenger RNA from Pocillopora damicornis (cauliflower coral), 2040 nucleotides. RefSeq lists its product as uncharacterized. The record is from RefSeq and is a predicted model, not a curated record. Lineage: Eukaryota; Metazoa; Cnidaria; Anthozoa; Scleractinia; Pocilloporidae.
CGUGUCUUGCUUGCUGUCAGCAGUCACACAAGCCAACCACCAAUCACGCGGCGUUCGCUGAUCGAUCGAUCCACAAAGUCGACUGAAUCAAGCAACACAGAGACAGAAAAGAAGAAGCAUCAAUAUAUUCAAGCAUGUCCCUUCAGUGGUUCAGGUCUGCUGUGGUUACUCUUAUCAAACUGGUGCUGGUUUUUGGUCGACAUAAUGUUGGAGCAGAUUUCAGCGAUAACUGUGACAACUCGCCUAAUUCCCUCUCAUGCAUCCACACGUAUGAAGAGCUUUAUAACAGCUUAGCGAAGUCAGAAAACAGUUUUAACAUUGAGUCAGCUAUAUAUCCAUCCAGGAGGCCUUCUUCUGUCCGUGUGUUUGUAAAUUUACAUGGUCCUAACGAGACAGAAAACCUCAUCGUGCCAUACACUUGGAGCCUUUCCUGUUUUUAUGUUGCUGUCCCACCACUACUACUGGAAGUUUUGUCCCUCGGAUCCAUCCUUGUGACGCCUCGGACUCAAACACUGAAUAUAACUAUUCCAUAUUUCUGCUGCAAUGUGUCAAAGAAGGAGAAUGAAAGAAGGAUGAUCAUUAAAGAAAGGAUUAAAAGAGCUCUCGCAUCAGGUACCUCUGCUGAUUGUGAUAAACUGAAUGAGGAAUGUGAUAUGCUGAACACAAUUUCAGAAGUAAUGCUUAACCCAACUUGGGGCUUGACUGUUACGCUUAUAAUAUGCUUUAUUUUUGCCUCCUUCACCUAUGCUGUCUACGAAUAUCUUACUUUAAUUAGCUGUACACAAGAUGAAGUGAAACCCGAUAAACUGGAUGCUCUAUUGCCUGGUAUGUUGAGUUUUCUUGCUGUUCUUUUCCUAAUCCCGGCAUUACUAUUCGCCAGCCCGUGGUUUAAUGGAAGAGAAAAUGCGUAUGAAACAGUAAAGACCAUACUUAUGACUGCUCUUGCUACCUUCAUUUGGUUGACUUCUAAGAAGCUUCUGGGCAAGAAAAAAAAAUCAGAAGAGAAAGUCAUAGACUCAAGACAGACACUUACAGGUGUCUCUAUUAGUGACGCAAGGCAGCCUUCAUCCAGUGAGCUAUCAACCCAUAGCGCCUCAAGUCAGAAUUCAUAUUAUUCAUGUCAUUCCGAAUCUCAUCCACUAGUGAAUGAUCACGAUAAUGCGGAAAGCCAGCCCUCAAAUGAUGAUUCAUUUAUAUCAUUGUCGCAAAAAAGCCAAGCAUGUGGCAAAAUGGUGCAAAAUAGUGAAAAUAUCGAAUUUAACGAGACACAAAGGAUAUAUAGAGAGAGCAACGUGUAGCAAAAUCUGAAUUUGUUGGCUUAAAACUCGGUCUCCACAUGGAAUACCACUUUCAUUUGCGAUCGCCUUCUUAAGUUACGAUUUGUAGGGUCAAAGAAGAAAUUUGAAUCGGCUUGCAGAGUUUAAAAUGUAAAAAUAGUCGUUCAAUAGCAGAGAAACUAUUUCCUACUGCUUCUAUUAUGACAUAUGUUGAGUAACCACUUGUCUGGAAACUCAUACAUAAUUUACAUACAUAAGGUUUCGAGACUUUAUUAAAGUCAAUUGCAUCACGAAGAACAAAGCGCAGUGACAAAAUGUUAGGGGGAAAAUUAUGUGUUUUAGUUUGGACAAAUUUUUAGUAUCUUAUGGCCGCGCAGUUCAAGUUUAUUUUUCCGGUUUCGACCUAGUUCCUGUGUUCAGUUCGUUCUUUCACUUGACCAGUUAAGCGGGGAAGGAUGAUGAACGGGUUGUUCUAUUCAAAUUGUUGCUAUAUUAUAAAAUUAUAACCAGAGCAAUUGAAUUGAUAAUGUAUAUCAUAAAAUAUUAUAUUUAGUGUUUUCAUGGUCUUUUUGGGCAAAUAUAUUCGCUAAUCUUCCAUAUAUAUUUGUGUACUUUCGCUUUUAAAAAAUUGGGUUUAUUGGGGUUUUCUUUCUAGUAAGUUAAAUAAAAUGUCUAAAAACCACAGUAGCUUUUGGAAUAGAUUUUUGUUGUUACUCGCUUCAUCAUAUGCACCUGCUUGUCGGCACUUUUGUUAUUUAUUACA